Molecule: messenger RNA, 1451 nt
Organism: Carassius carassius (crucian carp)
Lineage: Eukaryota; Metazoa; Chordata; Actinopteri; Cypriniformes; Cyprinidae
Product: ras-related protein Rab-39B
Exons: 3
Coding region: 395-1036 (213 amino acids)
Biological process (GO): Rab protein signal transduction
Cellular component (GO): Golgi membrane
Molecular function (GO): GTP binding; GTPase activity
Source: RefSeq, a predicted model, not a curated record
GUCAGGCUAUAUGAUGUUUCUGCUGUCGCUUCCAUUUCAUCAGCAAAAAAACAUCCAAACAUUUAUCCAUCUUUCAAGCGUGGAUGUAAAAAUGACAGGCGUAAAUCUUUGACUUUACGCGACUUUGAUGCAGGCAGGGAUCAUUUCAACAACACGCCGAUUGAUCUUUAGCAACAUCCAAACAAAAUAGACCGCCUACACGCGCAGUUUGGUUUGCACCUGUUUGUUUUGUUUUAUGUAGAGACGAAUGUUUUGUUUAUUAUUCGGCAUGUGUGAAUAGUUUAUGUCCUUCAUUUCAUCCAGCGGUUUCUAAAGAGUCUUUAAUCCUUUAAAGAUUAUGGAAUCUGCCGUUUGGUAGCUUUGAACCGACCAAACAAAAAACACCUGAGUUAACAUGGAGGCAAUUUGGCUUUACCAAUUUCGACUGAUUGUUAUUGGGGACUCCACUGUUGGAAAAUCGUGUUUAAUUAGACGAUUUACAGAAGGCCGCUUCGCACAGGUGUCAGACCCGACGGUAGGGGUGGAUUUUUUCUCCCGCCUGGUGGAGAUCGAACCUGGAAAACGCAUUAAACUGCAGAUUUGGGACACUGCAGGACAGGAACGCUUCAGGUCUAUUACCAGAGCCUAUUAUCGUAACUCAGUGGGAGGUCUGUUGCUCUUCGACAUAACCAACCGUCGCUCCUUCCAGAACGUUCACGAGUGGCUAGAGGAGGCACGCAGCCACGUGCAGCCCCACAGCAUUGUCUUCUUGCUGGUCGGUCACAAAUGUGAUCUGGAGCCACAGCGUCAGGUCAGCCGGCAAGAGGCCGAGAAGCUAGCAGCUGCGUACGGCAUGCGCUACGUGGAGACUUCAGCACGCGACGCCAUAAACGUCGAGAGGGCUUUUACAGAGCUAACACGGGAUAUAUUUGAGCUGGUGAAGAGUGGGGAGAUUACCAUCCAGGAGGGUUGGGAGGGAGUGAAGAGUGGAUUUGUACCAAACGUGGUGCAUUCAUCUGAAGAAGUGACAAAGGGCGAUCGUCGGUGUUUCUGUUGAGACUGUAAUCACCACCCUGGUACCUAUCAAACAUUUGGGCCCUGGUGGACAAAAGAAACGCCUCCUCCAAUCACAGGGUCAGUCUUCAACUCACUGAUUAUGACAUCACCCCUUUCCUGCCUGCUGAUUGCCUAAACGAGUCCCACUAUACCACAUUGCUUCACUUUUCUAUACUACUUUGCUAAUUUUCCCUAAUCACACAAUCUUGUAUAUGGCCAACUUGAACUGAUAAGAAUGGAAGCUUAGUUAAAAAAUAAAAAAUACUUUUGCAGAACUCCUGCUGAAAAGCCAUUCUAAACUAUAUCUGCACAGCUGUAAUUCUUUCUAUUGAGCCACAAAAGUUUGACUUCCCAAAUAAAGAUGUUCUGGCUUUGGACGUCUCCAAUAUCGAGAAUAAGCUUGUUCCAAGUAUCUU